UAUUUUGUUUUUUGCUUGAAGCUUUAGCUGUUUGUUGUUAUUGUCAUCUAAUGUUAUACAACCGGAAAAAAUAGUAAACAAAAUAAUACGUUUAAAAUAUAUUUUUUUUAAUUUUUUACUUUUCAUUUGUACAAUACUAUAUUUAACAUGUUGAUUGUAUUAUAGGUACUGGAUUUGAUGAAAUCAUUUUAUAACUGAAUGUUUUCUAUAGGUAUUGAUUGACUAACACACUUUUAUUUACAUAUGAAAUUAUUUGAAUAAGUUCAAAUCAAAACUUAUUUAAAAAAAAAACCGGAGAUGGAAAAACCUUUGAAAUUUGAUGUGAUUGCCACCUGCAAUACUUCGAGAGCUCGUACUAGUUUAAUGAAAUUACCACAUUAUACAGUGGAAACACCAGUGUUUAUGCCUGUUGGUACCAAAGGAUCUGUUAAAUCUGUUUUACCAGAACAGCUGGAAGACAUUAAUUGUCAAAUUAUUCUAGGAAACACAUAUCAUUUGGGAUUACGUCCUGGAGUUGAAUUAUUAAAAAAAGCCAAAGGACUUCAUAAUUUUAUGGGUUGGAAACGUGCUCUACUUACUGAUUCUGGGGGCUUUCAAAUGGUUUCAUUGUUACAUAUGGCUGAUAUUAAUGAACAAGGUGUUAAUUUUGAAUCACCUUAUGACGGUACAAAAAGCUUGUUAACUCCUGAGAAGUCUAUUCAAAUACAAAAUGCUAUUGGUGCAGAUAUAAUGAUGCAGUUAGAUGAUGUUGUACCAACUACUUCAAAAGACAAUGAAAGAAUGGAAGAAGCUACGUAUAGAACAACACGCUGGUUAGAUCGUUGUUUAAGUGCUCAUGAAAGACCUAAUGAACAAAAUAUAUUUCCAAUUGUCCAAGGAGGUCUUAUUGAACAUUUAAGAAAGUUAAGUGCCAGUUUACAUUUAGAAAGAAUAGUAAAUGGUUAUGCUAUAGGUGGUCUUAGUGGCGGGGAAGCCAAAGAAGAUUUUUGGAAAAUGGUUCUUCUAUCUACUCAAAUGUUACCCGAAGAUAAACCUAAGUAUGUGAUGGGAGUUGGAUUUGCAGUUGAUUUAGUAAUUUGUUGUGCUUUAGGAGCAGACAUGUUUGACUGUGUAUUUCCGACAAGAACAGCUCGUUUUGGUUGUGCAUUAACUUCAAAUGGUCAGAUUAGUUUAAGACAAAAAAAGUUCCAAAUGGAUUUUGGACCGAUUGAAAAAAAUUGUAUCUGUUCUACUUGUAAGACGUAUACUCGAGCAUAUAUACAUCAGAUUGUUGCUACUGAAGCUGUUUCCUGCAAUUUAUUAUCAGUGCAUAAUCUUAAUUAUCAAAUGCAGUUGAUGAAGGGCAUUAGAGAAAGCAUUAAGGUAAACAAAUUUCCAGAAUUUGUUCAGGAAUUUAUGAUAAAUAUGUAUCCAGAUAAGAAUUAUCCACAGUGGUGUAUUGAUGCACUGCAGUCGGUGAAUAUAGAACUAAAAUAAAAAUAAACAUUAUAAGCACAUAUGUUGUUCUACAAACCAUACAAUAUUAUUUGAUUUUAUAUUUUUUUCAUAAUUUUCAUUGAUUGGAAAUUAAGAUACCAACUACCAAAUAACUAUUAAAAUAAUAUAAUUGUAUUUAUUUAUUUAGUUAUUAAAGUAUACAUUAUUUAAAUUAAGUUGGUACUAUUUGAAUAAUUUAUAAUAUUUGUAUUUGUAUUUAAACAUUUAAAUUUAACAUAAUUUAUAUGACGUCAUAUUAUGUUUUUAAUGUUUUUGUACAAUUUGUUUACAAUUAAAUUCUACUAUUAACUCAUUUAUUUAAACUGUACAAAAUUUGAAUAAAUCUUUUAACAUCUAUUUUCCAACUCUA
Molecule: messenger RNA, 1846 nt
Organism: Rhopalosiphum padi (bird cherry-oat aphid)
Lineage: Eukaryota; Metazoa; Arthropoda; Insecta; Hemiptera; Aphididae
Gene: Tgt
Product: queuine tRNA-ribosyltransferase catalytic subunit
Exons: 2
Coding region: 298-1476 (392 amino acids)
Cellular component (GO): cytosol
Molecular function (GO): tRNA-guanosine(34) queuine transglycosylase activity
Source: RefSeq, a predicted model, not a curated record